Prorocentrum cordatum is the source of this 1431-nucleotide messenger RNA. The record is from the annotation of a GenBank genome assembly. NCBI's taxonomy places the organism in Eukaryota, Dinophyceae, Prorocentrales, Prorocentraceae.
GCAGGCCGAACGGCAUCAGCAGCAGCGCCCCUGUGGCCCGGCUCACGAAGCCGCGCGGCCUUGCCAGGGCUGCCGCGGCCCGGAACGCAGCCCAAGGUUCGGACGGAAGGUCGGCGCCGUUGAAAGAGGUGCCGAGCAAGUCGAGCGGCGGCUCCUCGGCGGCAAGCCCCGAGAGGCACUCCUUCCGGAGCGUGGCGUCCUCCGCCGCCGUAUCGCGGCUGUCCUGUUCGCGGCCGUCGUCCGCCGUGGGGCGCCUGCAGUCCUCCGCCCCCGUGGCGCGCCUGCGCGACGCCGGCGGGCGCCUGCGCGACUCCAGCAGGAGCGACUCACCGUCGGACUCCUCUACGUCAAGUUCUGGCUGCUCUUUCGAGCGCUCCAUAUCCUGUGGCGCUCUCAUUUUCAGACGUCAGACCCGUCAGAACUCGGUCUUGAAGGUUCACGGGGAGCAGCUGUCUUUGCUCGACACCUCGAUCUGCAAUGGCUGGAUGGCUGUCGGAGACGGUAUUGGCAACAACCUGGAGCGGGUGACGCACGAUGACUUGCAGGAAGCCGCUAUGCGUGGGAACGUCCCGCUCAUGCGCCAGCUGAUUCGUGCAGGGGCUUCAGUGAAUGCACCAAUGCGACCUGAAAGCGACGACGAGUUCAUGACCCUCUUGCAUAUCUUCGCGAUGAAACCCGAGUUGCCCAACGGCAUUCAGGUGAUCUCCGAGAUCAUCAGGGGCCGGGCAAACCUCAAUGUGCGAAGCUCACUGGGGUCCACUCCGCUAAGCUGUGCCUGUUUCGUGAAGCAUCCAGGCGCGGUGAAGGUUCUCUUGGAAGCUAAAGCUGAUGCUUCGCCGACAGACGACAAAGGCUGUACAGCAGUCCGAUGCGCAGUGCUGCCUCCUGUCGACCCUGGGCGUUUUGAAGCUGCCGAAUGGAUACUGAAGUGCGUGGAUGUCCUGAAGCUACUGGUUGCAGCAGGUGAGACUUCGCAUAGAAAUUUCAGCGGCAGCAUGCCGCAGCAACGCUUGCAACGCACCAUGAUUCAACACGAGUGCUCUCCUCUUGCACCUUGAUUGGUCUUCGCUGGCGGGGUUUGAGCUGCCUCCUGGUGUGCGUAUUUGUCUGUGUGUGUGCUUAGGGUGGAUGGAUUGAGUUCAGCAUAAGAGGUGUGCAAAGGUUAGGCAGCCAGCCGACCGCACGCCCCACCCUUGAAAUCAUGUGUGCGCCAGACACAACUUCAUGGCGGUCACGUUGAUGCCUCUAUUGAUCUGCUGUUGCAGCCAGCGGGGUUGCACAAAAUGAUUCAGAUUCGUCGCUUAUUGGCUACUGCAGUGAGAUUGUUCAGAUGCGUCGCUUGUUGGCUACUGCCGUCAAUCCAGAGUGAAGGUCCAAGUGCGAAAUUGUUAGAGUUCUUUGAUCGUUGUGUUGGUGUUACCUGGACUUCAU